Molecule: messenger RNA, 870 nt
Organism: Penicillium digitatum Pd1
Lineage: Eukaryota; Fungi; Ascomycota; Eurotiomycetes; Eurotiales; Aspergillaceae
Gene: pdx1
Biological process (GO): pyruvate decarboxylation to acetyl-CoA
Molecular function (GO): dihydrolipoyllysine-residue acetyltransferase activity
Source: RefSeq, a predicted model, not a curated record
AUGGCAGCCAAUAUCACAGUUGGUCAGGUUCCAGCCAUGUUUGCUCGGCGUCAACAGAAGGUGUUCGGUGUCGGCAGACGCCUGCAAUCUACUGCUCCCACAACCCAGAACCCCGCCUAUCCGCUAUACCCCUCCGUCGCCCAGCUCCUCCGUGAGAAGGGCAUCCCCAAGUCCGAUGUUUCUAAGAUCCCAGCCUCGGGCCCCAAGGGUCGUCUCUUGAAGGGCGACGUACUUGCAUACAUCGGUCAGAUCCCCGCGAACUACCCGUCGACCCAGGCCGCUACUCUGGCCAAGCUUUCCCACCUCGAUCUGAGCAACAUCAAGAUCGCCCCGGCCGCGGCCCCGGCCGCGCCGGCUGCAGCCGAACAGGAGAUUGUCCCCGAGCCCCUGCCCAUGACUUCCGUCGCCAUCUCCGUUUCCCUGGCUGCCGUGCUGUCUGCCCAGAAAAAGCUCCAGGACAACCUGGGUGUGAUGGUCCCGCUGUCCCGCUUCCUUGCCGUGGCUACAGACCUUGCCAACGACGACCUGCCCCGCUUGGCUAGCUCCAAGCCCUCCGCCGAUGAGCUUUUCAAUGAGGUCCUCGGUGCCCAGCCAAUCAACACAUCCCGCGGUGAUUACGUUCCCGAGCUGAACGUUUUGGAGGCUCCCAAGGCUGUCCGGUCGAAGCCUGUCGCUGAGGAUUUGAUCGACUUCCUUAGUGCAAAAUCGCCCAAGAAGUCUGUGCCUAGGGCUUCAACUGAAAGCUCUGCUGGUGUUGCUUCAAACGUUUUCAGCUUGACGGUCCCUGCUGAUGAGGAGACCCGCGCUAAGGCAUUCCUGGAGCGAAUCAAGACUCUUCUCUCGGUUGAGCCAGCGCGUUUGGUGCUUUAA